Epinephelus fuscoguttatus (brown-marbled grouper) is the source of this 4078-nucleotide messenger RNA. RefSeq names its product FAST kinase domains 1 (gene fastkd1). The transcript is spliced from 15 exons. Gene Ontology annotation, biological process: regulation of mitochondrial mRNA stability; mitochondrial RNA processing. NCBI's taxonomy places the organism in Eukaryota, Metazoa, Chordata, Actinopteri, Perciformes, Serranidae. The record is from RefSeq and is a predicted model, not a curated record. Bases 472 to 2976 code for a protein of 834 amino acids. Gene Ontology annotation, molecular function: RNA binding. Gene Ontology annotation, cellular component: ribonucleoprotein granule; mitochondrial matrix.
CUGUGUACCACACAUGCUGGGUAAUUUUGACUUUGAAUCAGCGGUUUUGAUGACUUAUUCUAUUUGUGCUGUAUAUAUAAUGUUUGAAUCGCUAUAAUCUAAGUAAAUCUAGCUAAGAACGCAGCUAGCAGGUGUUAUCUGGCGUUGUCAGUCAUUUUAGUGGAUUGUUUGUCUAUGCACGUGAAUAUCGUGUUAGCAAACUGAAGUUAGCUGCCAGUAGCUCACUUCAGUGUAGUGGUACUCUGGAGGAAAGUCACAUGAAAUCUCUGAUUUGGGCUGUCUGUGAGAUGAAACCGUCUGAACCUGAGGUCCCUGAAGGAGCACCUAAAAUCCACUACCUUAAGCCUGCAGUUUUGUUGGUGUGAUUUCAUCUGGCUGUCUGUUGCUUUGACAUUGAGGUGCUCCAGUAGGGACACUGUUGGCACAAUGGAGACCCCAGUGCAAACUUAAUCUGAGCCCAGAUCUGUGGAGAUGUUUCGGCUCCGGUGUGUGCAUUCCUCCCUUCGGAGGUUCUUCCACGGGGGAGUAGUGACCCGAGACCAGGUUCUGGAGCAGCUACGGGUUUGCUCUGCUGAAGACCAGGUGUUUGAUGUGGUGGGCAAGAACAGGGCCAAGCUCACGGUGAACCAUGUCAGCAAAGCUGUGGGGAUGCUGUGGCAAUUUCAGAGAGAGAAACCCCAAAUGCUCAGGACUGUGGAGCUCAUCAAGAGCCACCCACAGUUCUUGACCCUCCGGGUUUUGGCAGAGAACAAAAUUGCUCUUAUGGAUGAUUUAAUGUUGAUCGACAUGCUUUACACUUUCCUGAGGUUGAAUGUGGACCCACAUGACUCUCUUGUUCAGCAGUUGGUUUCAGAAGCAUGGCUCAGAAUAGACCGAUUUCCAAUGGCUUCCCUGUCCAAGUUUUCCAUCUGCCUAAGUGAUCAGCACCUUCACCACAGUCCUCUAAUGGGCCACAUCACCAGUAUUGUGGAUCAGAGGUUGUCAUCCAUCAAUGAUGCCAGGAUCCUAACUACACUGAUGAUCAGCAUAUCAUCUCUGGUGUCUCCCCGGCUUCGGGAUGCGCUCAUCAGCAGGGCAGAUCAACUCCUGGACAACAUGGAUCCCUCAAAUUACAACAACCCACGGAGAUUGGUACAGUUCCUGCGCAACAUCAAGUACAGUUACCGGCCUCUGCUGGAGAAGUGCAACAAGAUCAUCCUGAGCAACAUUCCCAGGCUGGACGCAGAAAACAUCAGCAUCAUUUUGGGUCUGUAUCAGUCCCUGCAGUUCAACAACUGUGACUUCAGGCUGGCUGUCAAACAGAGACUGACAGAGCUGAUUGAUUCAAGCACGGAUUCCUUCUCCUUCACCAAACUGUUUGUCGCACUGGCUCCGAUGGCCAGUCAGGAGAUCAGAGAAGGGUUGGAGAACACUGCCCUCCUGUUGGCGGACGAGCUCACUGCACAUCAGGCUCUGGCUGUAGCUGAAGCUCUGGAGGAGAUACAGAGCAGGAAUCUUAGCUUACUGAACAAAAUUGCAGUGGUGAUAAAACGGAACCUUCAUGUCUACAAGCCGGUGGAGGUGGCCAGAAUCAGCCAAGCCCUUUUUCUGCUGCAGUACCAGAACCCUGAACUCUUCAAUAUACUAAAAAGCAUUUUGACCAACUUUUUGCAGCGCAGCGUCUUCCCCUAUGAAGUGACCAUGCUGACUCGUGUUCUCUCCAUGCUGCCCAACCUGCGGCUUGACGGAGGCAUGCUCUCACGGGUGGAGGCGGUGGUGGCUCAGUGCAGCCUCAGUGACCUCAACACUAUUUCUUUCGCCGUCGCCAAGUGGAUACGUAACGAUCCCUCCUACCGCUACAACACUCCCAGCAAGUACGUGCGUCUGCUGCAGAACCUGAAGCACUGCGGGCGCGAGCGGCUGCAAACGGCCGACCAGCUGGACUUGGUGCUGGAGGAGCUCAGGCACAUUUCAGGAGAGUGGUUUGAGGAAAUGUUGCUGGAGGAGUCGAUGGCCACGCUCAAGAGGAUGAUGGACCAAAUAAACUGGAGCAAUGUGCCUGAGUUGGCGCUCUUCUUAACCAGGAUAAAUCACCUCUGCCCUCCGCUGAUGGAACGGAUCGCCAGUGUGGUCAUUAAAGACAUUGACAAGAUUCACCACUCAGCAACAUAUGCCACCCUGCUACCCUUUACUGUCCUGAAUUAUGACCCUGUUCAAGCAGACGAGUUGUAUGAUGUUUGUAUUCAGCGCUUCACUCCUCACAUCAGCUCCUUUGACCCACAUCUGCUGGUUCUCCUGGCGUACACUUUGGCUAUGGCCGACUGUUUUCCUGAGGAGCUAGCCAGAGAAAUCUUCAGUAUAGAUUUUCUGGGAAAGCUGGAUGCCCAACUGGAAACUCUACCUGAUACCCUCAACAUGCGGACCAGAUUGCGCCUCAUGGAGCUCAACCGUGCCGUGUGUCUAGAGUGUCCCGAGUUCCAGGUGCCAUGGUUUCAUGAGCGCUACUGCCAGCAGUUGCAAAAGAAAGGGAACAGCUCUUUGAGUCCUGUGCAGCAGCAAAUCCACAAAAUGCUGAGUGAAGUUCUCGGGGGCAUUAACUGUGUUCGAGGAGAAGUUGUCACUCCAUAUUUUUACACCAUAGACUUUGAAUGCAUACUGGACAAACACCUGCAGCCAUUGCCGUACAGCGAGCCCAGCACGCUGCAGAUCUCAGACAGAGGAAAGGUUCACUGGGGGCCGGGCUCAGUGGAAAAUAUCCGGAAUGAGUUGCCACCUGGAGCUCAGCGGGUUGCUGUGGACUUCCUUGAUUCAAGGUCCUUCUGCAAGAACUCUCACCACAUGAAAGGUGAAUCCCUGAUGAAGAAAAGACACCUGGAAAUUCUAGGAUACCGUGUGGUGCAGAUCCCUCACUUUGAAUGGAACUCUAUGGAGCUUUCAACACCGGACGCCUGGAAGGAAUAUCUGAAGAAGAACAUAUUUAGAGAGCUUUCUUCUUGAAGGCCUUAUUUAUUGAACAGUGAAGUAAUGUUACACUCAGUGCUCUGACACAGCUGUGAGAUAAGUCUGAGUAUUUUCAGGCUGAACGACUGAACAGAGUUAAGAAAACAGUUUGUUAACAUACAUCAAGUGCUCUUUAUUUUUAGUCAUUGAGCGUUAAGUUGACAUGAAUCUACCUCAUUCAUGUUAAGUGAGACUAUAUAUUAUGGCUUUUUGUAUUAAAAUGAGUAUUUUAAAUAAAAUACAAAGCUUUGUUAUCUUUUUUUUAAUUGUGUAUCAAACAUGAAUGGGAUAUUCUGAAUUGCAGAGUGAAGUUUCACAUUUCUGGCUAUCAUGUAUAACACGCUGCCUUGAAGGUGAGACAUACGAAGGAUCUUAAAAUCAAGGCCUUGACAUUUAGUAACUGAACCGUUUAGUCAAUUUAAUAUGUUCUGGCUGGUGACUUUUCUCAUAGAGCAGUAUAAAAACGUGUAAAAUGAAAUUUGUUAUGAACAUGCACAGGGCCACAAUAUUUCUGGUCCUGAAUAAUGUUGUUAUUUGCCUUUUUUAAAAAAGUAUCGCUUGAAAACAGAACAAUGGAAAAUGCUGAAUAGACACAGUGAGCCUGUGGUAGAUGAUAUUUUAAACUGAAGAGGUACAAGGUGCCUGUUGCAAUUGACUUAAAACAAAAAUAUGAUUUUCUAUGCAAACCCCAGGCAGCUGGGGCUCACAGGUAAAGGGGGUCAUCCGCUAAUCAGAAGACUGGUGGUUUGACCCCUGGCUCCUCCAGUCUGCAUGUCGAAAUGUCCUUGGGCAAGAUACUGAACCCCAAAUUGCCCCUGAUGUCUGUUCCAAUGGUGUGUGAGUGCAAAUGAAUGGCUGCUGAGUGGCAGGUGGCACCAUGUAUGAUAGUCACAGUCAUUAGUGUGUGAAUGGGUGAAUGUGACAUGUAGUGUAAAAUGCGCUUUGAGUGGUCGGAAGACUAGAAAAGCACUAUUCAAGUGUAGUCCAUUUACAAGUUCACAUUUGUAUUUAAUGGGUGGAAGUAGCAAAUUCUCAACAAGAGAUUUGCCUAGAACAUCAAAAACAACAAAGUCUAGUUAAAACAACAGAAAUAAGCCAA